Plasmodium adleri (nom. inval.) is the source of this 1320-nucleotide messenger RNA. Its product is annotated as conserved Plasmodium protein, unknown function. Gene Ontology annotation, molecular function: crossover junction DNA endonuclease activity; 3'-flap endonuclease activity. Gene Ontology annotation, cellular component: nucleus; Holliday junction resolvase complex. Bases 1 to 1320 code for a protein of 439 amino acids. The transcript has a single exon. The record is from RefSeq and is a predicted model, not a curated record. Lineage: Eukaryota; Apicomplexa; Aconoidasida; Haemosporida; Plasmodiidae. Gene Ontology annotation, biological process: DNA catabolic process; mitotic intra-S DNA damage checkpoint signaling; double-strand break repair via break-induced replication.
AUGGAUAAAAUAAAAAUAAUUUUUAGUGACGAUUUAAAAUCCAGCACCAUUUAUGAUCACCUUGAUACAUUUUUAAAAAAUGAACAAGUAAACGAUAAAAAUGAUACAAAAUAUAGUGACAUGCUGUAUUUUGAAGAAGUAUAUAUAGCACAUGAGCCUUUGACAGAUAUGGAAGGGAUAUGCUACAUACAUACAAAUUAUGUGUAUAAAUCUCACUUUUCUUUGACGAAAAAAAAAACAAAUAAAGGAGAUAGUGAUGAUAUAAAAAGAAGUGAUAGUAUAAAAAAAAGUGAUAGCAUAAAAAAAAGUGAUAGUAUAAAAAAAAGUGAUAGCAUAAAAAAAAGUGAUAGUAUAAAAAAAAGUGAUAGCAUAAAAAAAAGUGAUAGCAUAAAAAAAAGUGAUAGCAUAAAAAAAUAUGAAGUGGCUCAAGGAACAAGCAACUUGUGGGAUUUUUCUUCGUCAUAUUCAUCAGAUUCAUCAAUUAGUAAUCGUUCUACCUCCCCUUUUGAUAAUGAUUUUACUAUAUCUUACGAAAGAGAAAGGAGAAAAGAAGAAAAUGUAGAUGAUACAUAUUAUCUAUCUUUAAUAUUAAUGAUUAUUGAUGAGAAUUAUUUAAAAGUUCAACAUGAAGAAUGUAGACAUAUGUUUUAUAAAAUCGAAAAAUUACAAAAAGAAUAUAGAAAUGUUCGUAUUAUAUGUAUAUUAAUAGGUAUACGAGAAAUAUUAAAUAGAGUUGAUUAUACAGAAAAUUAUUUAUUUCAUGAUAAAUCUUUUUUUUCUUCAUCUAUGAUUUCACCUUUAAAAAGAAAUAAAAAUGAAAAAUAUAAUGAGAAAAAUAUGAUGAUAAUUAAUAAUAAAGAUUUAGAUAAUAUAAUAGCUACUUUAAUGGUACAUUAUCAUAUUGAUACAGCUGAAUUAGAUAAUAUAAAUCAACUAACUAAAUAUAUAUUUAAAUGUUGUAAAUAUUUACAUCAAUCUAAAUAUAGAAAACUUUAUUCUUAUUUUAAAGUGAAACCACAAACAAUUAAUCAUUUAAAAAAUAUAGAUACUAAUGAUAAAAAAAAUAAUUUUAAUUCUACUUGGACAUCUCAAUUAAUGCAAAUCAAUGGUAUAUCUGAAGAUGUUUCUAAAAAAAUUACACAAGUUUUUAAUUCACCAUUCCAUUUAAUGACAUAUUUAAAAAAAAAUAAUGAUGAAGAUUGUUUAAAGGAUUUAAUUAUAAAUUCUUCAUAUGGGGACAGAAAAUUAGGUAAAGCUCUCUCUCGAAAAAUUUUUAGAGUUUUCUCUCCAAACGCAAAUCCACAUCACUUCGUUUCAUAA